This is a messenger RNA of Closterium sp. Naga37s-1, 1746 nucleotides long. NCBI's taxonomy places the organism in Eukaryota, Viridiplantae, Streptophyta, Zygnematophyceae, Desmidiales, Closteriaceae. The record is from the annotation of a GenBank genome assembly.
AUGGACGUCGCUCCUGGAGGUACUGCUGGUGCUGGAGCUGCUGGAGGUGCUGGAGCCGCUGGUCCCGGAGGUGCUCGUACUGGAGGUACUGGAGCUGCUGGAGCUGGAGGUGCUGCUGGAGCUGGUGCUGCUGGAGGUCCUGCUGGUGCUGGAGCUGCCGGAGGUGCUCAUACUGGAGGUACUGGAGCUGCUGGUGCUGGAGCUGCUGGAGGUGCUGGAGCCACUGGUCCCGGAGGUGCUCGUACUGGAGGUACUGGAGCUGCUGGAGCUGGUGGUGCUGCAGGAGUUGGAGCUGGAGGCGCUGGAGCUGUUGCUGCUGGAGGUGCUGGAGCUGGUGGUGCUUCGGAUAUUGGAGCUGGAGACCCUGGAGCUGGGGGUACUGGUGCUGUCUCUGCUGGUUCUGGAGGCGCUGCGCGGCCGCGGCCGUACUUCGUUCCACUCCUUCAGCAGGUUCUUGGCCUCCCGCCUUCUACUGGUCCUACUCCUCCCUUACUGUGUCCACCGCCUGACCAGUCGCAGUCGCAGUUACAGCCAGCCUCUCCACUGCCUGGUCCUUCUCCUUACUCUGGGCCGACUAGAGGUCUUACGGAGUGUCGUGAGCCUGAGUCUCGUCCUGCGUCGCCUGUUCGCGCUGUUUGCACUGGUCGUCGUGUUCCGCGUCAGCGUCCUCCCCCUGUCCCAGGCACGCACCAGAUGGCACUUCGUCCUUCCACUGCUCCACAGCGUGUCCUUCUGCCGUCUCCUCCUGCGUCCUCUCUUCCUGACGUCCCUGACCCGCCGUCAGACCUUGCUCGUGCUGCCAGUCCUACUGUCACGCGUCGUUUCGCCACUGUUGUCACUGACCCUUCGUUCGAGUCUACUGCUGCGUCUGCCCUUGUUGCUGAGCUUGUUGACUUUGCUGCUGCGUGUCGUCUCGACUACGCCGCUAGUCUUGUUGCUGAGUCUGAGUCUGUCUGUCCUCCGUCCGUCGGGGGUGAGUGUGCUCUUGGCACGGACGUCCUUGAGGACAGGCAGGAGGACUUUGAGUGUUUUGCAGCUGCUGUACCUCAUCUCGUGUCCAUCCUGAUUGCACCUGAGGGAGACCCGGAUGCACCAGGCAUCCCGACUCCGCGCUCUUACGCAGAGGCGAUAGAGGGUCCCUACUCCUCUCAGUGGCAGACAGCCAUGGACGCAGAGAUGGCAUCCUGGAAGUCUACAGGCACUUACGUCGACGAGGUUCCCCCACCUGGGGCGAACAUCGUCAGUGGCAUGUGGAUUUUCAGGGUGAAGCGGCUGCCGGGUUCUCCGCCUGUCUUCAAGGCGCGUUACGUUGCACGAGGCUUCAGUCAGCGACAGGGAGUUGACUUCUUCCAGACCUUCUCCCCUACCCCGAAGAUGACCACUCUUCGGGUUCUGCUGCACGUCGCCGCUCAGCGUGACUACGAGCUUCACUCUCUUGACUUCAGCACUCCUUUCCUACAGGGCAGCCUGCACGAGGAGAUCUGGCUGCGCCGCCCACCUGGCUUCACUGGGUCGUUUCCUCCUGGUACCCAGUGGAGCCUCCGGCGGCCAGUCUACGGUCUCCGCCAGGCGCCUCGCAAGUGGCACGACACACUGAGGACGACGCUUGCGGCUCUUGGGUUUGCUCCUUCGACUGCUGACCCGUCGCUGUUUCUACGCACCGACACUUCGCUGCCGCCGUUCUACGUCCUUGUGUACGUCGACGACUUGGUCUUUGCCACUGCUGACACUCGCGGUGUGUUGUAG